Molecule: messenger RNA, 771 nt
Organism: Haemonchus placei
Lineage: Eukaryota; Metazoa; Nematoda; Chromadorea; Rhabditida; Trichostrongylidae
Source: the annotation of a GenBank genome assembly
AUGUCAGGACUAUACGACAUGUGUGCAAUCGGAGUGAACUCUCUGCUAACCGGAUACUUUUGGUUGAUCGGUGCAAACUACUGUCUAAUGCCGUUACUGAUGUACGUCGCUGGAGCAAUCGGACUCGGUCUGUGGUGUGGCGCAUGUAUGAUUUGCUUCGUUCUGGUAAUCAAUCGAUUGCUCGAUCUUUGGGAUAAACAGAUGAUGGAACUGUUGUUCAAAGAUAACCGUACCUACGUUGUCCUGCUGAUUCCAUUCUGCUACAGUAUCUACUUCAUCUUUUUCACUGAACCACUCUUUUUCAAUUCGGAUCAUACUGCAUGGUUUUUUAGCCCAUUCGUAGAGAAGAAUAACAUCGGCGAGUUUUUCAAUUAUCCUCACACAGCCAACAACCUGCUCAUAGUUGUACUCACUUGUUUACUGUAUGUUCAAUAUUCAAGAGUACUUCUAAAGCACUCCAGAGGAGACAGAGGACUGUCAUGGGCACAGAAAUCGUUCUUCUUACAAUCGUCAUCAAUCUGUAUGGCAAAUUUGAUUGCGGCUCUGAUCUAUGUGUAUAUGCAAUUCUUCCCAACGCCCUCAUACUUCGUCCUUAUUGGUCACAUCUGCUGGCAGCUCGGACACGGAUUCCCGGCAAUCGUCUACCUACUUCUGAAUCGAACAAUCCAGCGUGAGGCGCUUCUAAUGCUGGGACUUCGUAAAAGUCGGAAUCUGGUAAGCCCGAGCCCUGCCAUCCAGUCUAAAACGGUGGCUACUUCGGAUGCUGUUUGA